CAUUGAGAAAUGCAGCCUUCAAGCCCUUCCGGUGUGUAGUCACGACGACGAGCUGCGACAGCCUUAUCCUGCCGGCCAUGACAUUUACCUCUUCUCACUUCCCAACAACAAAAAAGGAAUUCGUCGAAGAGAAGUCUGCAAAUGAGCCACUUGCAGACAUCUUGUCAUUGACCCCCGGCGCCACCACGCCUGGGAGCCGAAAUCCCUCUAGCUACGCCCCGAGGCAAUCACAACUGGAACCAGACGCAAGGCAAACACAAAAUGCGCAUGUUUCCGAUCCCAAAGACUGUCAUAUCUGCCGCCAUCCGCACAACCAGCUCUACUUCCCGGGAAACGGGACGCCCGGCUGCACAGCCGGGAAAGGCAUGACCGCGUGGGAUCAUAUGCUUGCCGACUUGAGUGUCAGCAUCCCGGCUGCUGGGGCGAUCGCGCCGGAGGAGGGAUGUGGCGUUACAGCGAAGGAUCUCCAAGCCCCGAUGAAAAUGGUGGAUCAAAUGACGCUUAUAGAUAGGGCGACAGCGUAUAUUUCGCUUCUGGAGGACAGAAGUUGGUCCCUCCUUGACGAGCGUAGGGCACUGAAGUCGAAAAUAGCUGCUUUUGAGGGAUUCUUUGCAGAUCAAUGACCAUCGGUUAGGUAUUGGUUGGGGCACAGUUCUGCGACUGCGGAGAGCAUGGACGCCUGAGCGUUACCAGAACGUCAUGAGGCUGGACGGGGAACACUGAGGGGAGGCAAACUUCAUGACGCAAUGGGAAAGCGCCCCGAGUGGAAUAGGGAUUCAUUGACCCAUUACAAUACAUGUGCAAUUCUCCAAAA
Microdochium trichocladiopsis is the source of this 814-nucleotide messenger RNA. RefSeq lists its product as uncharacterized. Bases 78 to 623 code for a protein of 181 amino acids. The record is from RefSeq and is a predicted model, not a curated record. NCBI's taxonomy places the organism in Eukaryota, Fungi, Ascomycota, Sordariomycetes, Xylariales, Microdochiaceae. The transcript has 2 exons.